GCGAGUUUAGUUAUAGCGAGAGAAGGAUAAGAGAUCUAUUUAGUUUUAAGUUAAGGUGUAUAUAUGUACAUAUGACUUUGGGUAGUGGUUCGGAUUUCAGAUAGAGAUCGAGAUCGAGUUCGGGUAUCUAAACUUGUUCAUUACAAAACCAAAUCAGAUAUUUUGCUACUUCGGUUCAGAAAUUUUUCCCUUCUAAUAUCAGGUAAAGGUCCAAGCAUACUACCCACUUAAAAGUGGGCCCACGAAAAUUAAAAAAAAAACGUAGGGAAAAUAACAAUGCGCUAUUGGGUUUGGAAAACGGAUACGAGUCCAAUAAUAUUGGGCCCAUUUGGAGAAGAAGACGCCUAGAAUCUUGGCCAACCUUCUUCCUCUACCGCUUUGAGUGCGUCACCGGAGAAUCUGCGGCUUCUGAAUCCUCGCCGGCGUACUGUCCUACAUUGCAAACAGAAAGCGGCACAGCUACACAUCAAUGGAAGCUGAAGAUGACCCCCGCAACAAGGACCUCUUCUUCGAUGGUCAUCAUCAAUCUCUUUCAUCCACCGAAGCUGCUUAUAGUCCCAAUGCCAAGAGGAAAGUUGAAAGCGGUUUUGGUCUCUUCUGCGUUAUGAGAAAGAGAGCUCGUGGUGAUGAUGAUGACAUGUCUUCUUCGGAUUUCGAUUACGCAGAGAAAGGUGAUGACUUUUUCUGCAGUGACACGGACCUGUCUGAAUGUUCAGAGUUUGAUGUUAUAUCACAUCAUGUUGUACAAGACAAGAGUUUGAUUGGAUCAGAAUCUCUGUCUACAUGCAACUCUGAUGAUGAUAAGAUUAGCCUUGGAAUCUCUUCAAUGUCUUUAACGAAAACCCUUGGCGGACCUGGUAGGCAGUGGUCAGUGUGUGGCUCUGUAACCGCAGUCAGAAACAUACCUUUAUUGGGAGAUAGCUCAGCUGCUUUUAGUUCCUUGGAUGAACAGUUAGAUGUUAAUGUGAGCACCUCUGAGGGCAGGGAUGCAGAAGCUGAUGGUGAAGAUGACAUGUCCUUUUCUGACAUUGAUGCUAUGAUACGCAGAUUGAAUCUGAUCCCUGAUGAUUCAGAUUCAUGCUUAGAUAUGGAAGAACGGAACAUGUCUAAGCUUCCAAGGCAUACAUUACUUGGACUGGAACACUGCUCAGUGACUUCAGUUCCGAGAGGAAUUAUAUCUCAAGGGGCAAUAGCUGUCCUGCAUUGUCGUGAUUCAAAGCAUUUUAUCAGGAAACAAGAGGUAAUUAUUGGGAGGUCAUGUGAAGGCAUGAAUGUUGACAUUGACUUGGGUAAAUACGGUUAUGGGAGCAAGGUAUCUCGGCGUCAGGCACUGGUGAAGCUAGAGAAGAACGGAACAUUCUCCUUAAAGAACCUUGGAAAGCGACAUAUCAUUGUAAAUGGGGAGAAGCUCAGUACAGGACAGAUUGCAUCCCUCGCAUCAUGUAGCUCAGUCGACAGGAGAAGUGUUUGUGUUCAAGAUUAACAAAGAAGCAGUGAGACAGUUCUUAAAGAACAACGCACGGAGAAACAGCAAAGACGACACCAAGUUCAGAUGGUGCGAAUAGAUUAUUGUUAGUACCUUUUGCUCUACUCGCCUCUGCAUAGUCUUAAUCACCCACACCUAACGCCAAUGAGUGAUCCACCUUUGAUCAUAUGUGAACAUUUUGGUCUUCUUUGGUAUAUUUUGUAAGUUAUUUAGAGCCAAAUGAUUUGGAGCCUUUGCUUGCAACAGCUGCAAUCACUUCUCUAAAGUGUGUUGUUAUGUCAACAAUCAAAUUAGUUAAUGUACAUAUUGACAAUUUUUGGUCAAAUGGGUACGUCAUGGUAAGAAGACAACUUGAAGAAAAAAACAAAUCCUUAACUGAAUUUUGUGAAUUGGUAAUACGUCUAAUAAUAAUCUGAAUUUUUCUGCUUUGGAAUCUAAAGAGAAGAAUCAAAAGCUCUUCUUACAUCUAAGUUUAUGGUGGAUGUUGAUAGGACCAACCACACCUCACUUGUACAGUACUUGUCUUCACGCGUAUGUCGGAUGGACCAUCUCACACAUGAUCAAAUAAUUACAAGUAGAUAUAUUAAUUAUCAAUCUAUAUAUAUAAGAACAUCUUUCAAUGGCUCUAUCACAUGUCUUGCUCCGCUCAUCCAACGGUCCUUUUCCACUCCAAACAUGGCUUCUCUUGUUUCUCUUCUUCUUGUAUUGCUCACUUUUUCUUUAGCAGAGUCCAAGACUUACUGGGGUGACGUGGCAGCUCUCAAAGAGUUCAAGAACUCUGUCGACGCCAAGUCCAUGACACCUGGCUCAUGCCUCAGCUCCUGGGACUUCUCCGUCGAUCCCUGCGACAAUUUAUCCGGCGAGAAAUUCACGUGUGGCUUCCGCUGCGACACAAUCGUUUCCGGAUCGGGUCGGGUCACGGAGCUCAUCCUCGACCAAGCCGGGUACUCCGGCUCCCUCUCCUCCCUUUCAUUCAACUUCCCUUAUCUCCACACCCUCAAACUCUCCAACAACUACUUCUCCGGUCCGCUUCCUAACUCGCUCUCCAACCUCACCCGCCUCACCAGCCUCUUCCUCUCCGGAAACUCCUUCUCAGGAUCCAUACGCGGUUCCCUCGGGUCAAUGCCGCUUCUAGAAGAGCUCCUCCUCGACAACAACAACCUCAACGGCUCCGUUCCGACGAGCUUCAACCGUCUUUCCCGCUUAAAACGGUUAGAACUCCAGCAAAACAACAUCUCCGGCGAACUUCCCGAUCUAACCUCCCUCAAGAACCUAAACUACCUCGACGUUAGCGAUAACCGGAUCUCCGGUCCGGUCACGUCAUCUUUACCCGGUUCACUAGUCCAAAUCUCAAUGCGAAACAAUCUCUUCCAAGGAACGAUACCAGAGAGCUUCAGAAACUUAACCUCUCUCGAAGUUAUCGAUCUCAGCCACAACGAACUCGGCGGCUCGAUCCCAUCGUUCAUCUUCGCGCAUCAAACUCUCCAACAGCUAACUCUCUCCUUCAACGGCUUCACUUCUAUAGACUCGCCUCGCUACUCGCCCUCGGGUCUCCCCAGCGAGCUAAUCUCCGUGGACCUCAGCAACAACAAGAUCAGAGGCCCGUUACCUCUGUUCAUGGGCCUGUUACCGAAGCUCUCAGCUUUGUCGUUGGAGAACAACAGCUUCUUCGGUAUGGUUCCGACGCAGUACGUUUGGAAAACCGUGUCGCCUGCCGGGUUUCAGAGGCUGUUACUAGGCGGGAACUUCUUGUUUGGAGUCGUACCGGGUCCUUUGAUGGCGCUCAAGCCUGGCUCGGUGAAUGUGCAGCUCGCUGGAAACUGCUUCUUGUGGUGUCCCGCGACGUUUUUCUUCUGUCGGGGACAAGAACAGAGAUCUGUUACGGAGUGCAGAAAGUUUAGCCGUGUUAUUCCUUGAUUGUUUCUUUUUUUCAUUGCUUGGAUCUUCGGGUCGGGUCGGAUCUUUGUGAUCAUGUGAAGCUUUUAGGGGUCUUAUGGCAGUUGCUUAACCCGAAGCUUAAAAUGUGAUUAAAUUAAUAAAGUGCCGUUAAGAGAGUCAACUAGGCGAUGUUACGAUACUAAUUUAUGUAAUCAAUAACAUGGAUGAUUAGACCAA
Molecule: messenger RNA, 3601 nt
Organism: Brassica napus (rape)
Lineage: Eukaryota; Viridiplantae; Streptophyta; Magnoliopsida; Brassicales; Brassicaceae
Exons: 7
Coding region: 470-1483 (337 amino acids)
Biological process (GO): positive regulation of transcription by RNA polymerase II
Cellular component (GO): MLL1 complex; Ino80 complex; NSL complex
Molecular function (GO): protein binding; G-quadruplex RNA binding
Source: RefSeq, a predicted model, not a curated record